Molecule: messenger RNA, 4841 nt
Organism: Wasmannia auropunctata (little fire ant)
Lineage: Eukaryota; Metazoa; Arthropoda; Insecta; Hymenoptera; Formicidae
Gene: ewg
Product: DNA-binding protein P3A2
Exons: 8
Coding region: 785-2449 (554 amino acids)
Biological process (GO): regulation of transcription by RNA polymerase II
Cellular component (GO): nucleus
Molecular function (GO): RNA polymerase II cis-regulatory region sequence-specific DNA binding; DNA-binding transcription factor activity, RNA polymerase II-specific
Source: RefSeq, a predicted model, not a curated record
GUCGUGAGUCUGCUCCGCGCUUUAUUACCCGGCGCUAUACCCGGAGGUGGUCUCUCUUUUGCGUGUGCCCUGCGCAUUUUCAUUGCCCCCCCAAAGUAUCGCGGCCCGAAUAAACGCGCAUAUCCCCGCGUCUCCCUCCUCCGCGUCUGCCUCUCGCACCGUUACCGUUUCCCGUUCUCUCUUUCCUUCUCCUCCAUCUCUCUUCGCGCCACUUACGCGCGCGUUCUUUCACAACCGCGCGUCGUCUUGUUGUCGUGUCGCCUAGUCCGCGUUUGUCAACUUCGCGCCCGCGACGAGAUGCCGCGAGGUGGACGAGAGACGACGCGGCGGCAGCAGCAAUCGCCGCCGUCAUCACCACUACCCCCAUCAUCAUCAUCAUCACCACCGUUGCUAUCGUUGUUGUCGUCCUCAUCGUCGUCGUCGUCGUCGUUGCCGCUGCCUUUCUCGCCUCCGUUUGUCGUGGUCGCCUCUACCUGCUACCAUGAUCAGUUAUGUUCGCGGUGAUUUCACGUGCCGACGACGCACUCCUUUAUGCUGCGUGGCUGUUCGCGCGCUAACCCAGCCAUCAGGAGAAGGGUGCGUGCGAGCCGCGCGGCGGAAGUCUUCCGUGUGGAAGGCGGCCCGUCGCCCGGUCGCGUGCAAGCCGCAGCUCGUCAAUCGUACGAAAAUGCUAAGGUGAUGUAGAAGAAGUUGAAACUGCCAAAUAUCGACGACAUCUACUACAUUUCUUCACGGUGCGGCUGCAAAUAAACAAGAUACCAAAACGGCUGACAAAAAGGUAAAGAUGGUAACCAUGCAAGACGCGGAGACCAGCACGUUACGCAGGCUCUCGGACGACGACGAUGACGAGCCGAGUAGCGGUUCCGAGGCCUACGAGGAUGGGGAUCUCCUUUCAGCAGCAAUGGAUGACGAUGUCACAGCUCAACUCGCUGCAGCAGGUUGGCAAAUCAAACACAUUAAUGGGCCCGUGGGAGUUGCUGCGGCUGCUGCCAUUGUAUCAGCUAAGAAGAGGAAACGACCUCACAGUUUCGAAACCAAUCCCAGUAUCAGAAAGAGACAACAAAACAGACUUUUAAGAAAACUUAGACAAACUAUUGACGAAUUUGCUACACGAGUGGGACAGCAGGCGGUAGUUUUAGUGGCUACACCAGGCAAACCAAAUAGUAGUUACAAGGUCUUUGGAGCAAAGCCGUUGGAGGAUGUAGUUAAAAAUCUAAGGACCGUCAUCAUGGAGGAGCUGGAGAAUGCACUUGCGCAACAAGCGCCGCCGCCCGUGCAGGACGAUCCGUCAUUAUUCGAAUUACCGCCGCUUAUAAUUGACGGUAUACCGACCCCGGUGGAGAAGAUGACACAGGCGCAACUCAGGGCGUUCAUCCCCUUGAUGUUGAAGUAUUCCACAGGCAGGGGCAAACCCGGCUGGGGAAGAGAUAGCACUCGACCUCCUUGGUGGCCGAAAGAGUUACCCUGGGCCAAUGUCCGAAUGGAUGCGCGAUCGGAGGACGAGAAACAAAAAUGCAAUCCAUUACAGAUCUCCUGGACUCACGCGUUACGGCAAAUUGUAAUAAAUUGCUACAAAUAUCACGGAAGAGAGGAUCUUCUGCCGGCGUUUAGCGAAGACGACGACAAGACGUCUAGUGCUGCAAUACAAGCGACGCCUCAUUCCUCGUCGCAUCCGUCAUCGAGUCAGACGCAGAAUGGAGGAGGGCAGCAGACGCAACAGCAACAGACGGUGGGAGUCGUUCGCCUCAACAGCACGGAUUCAUCUAAGGGAAACUCUUCGCCAGCACAAAUCAUUGCCGCGUCUCCCACAGCUCUUGCCACUGCCACUCAGAUGACAGCCCAGUAUCCGACAACUGUAUUGCAGACAAUAACCAAUCCAGAUGGAACAGUUUCUAUCAUACAGGUGGAUCCUAAUACACCGAUCAUUACGUUACCAGAUGGCACAACAGCCCAAGUGCAAGGAGUCGCUACUAUCCAUAGUCAAGGAGAUGUGCAAACACUAGCGGAAGUAGCUGGUAGCACAGACGGCACUAGCGUGGCCGUCGAUUUGAACACCGUCACCGAAGCGACGUUAGGUCAAGACGGCCAGAUCAUCCUUACCGGGGAAGACGGACACGGAUACCCCGUCUCAGUCUCAGGAGUGAUCACAGUGCCGGUGUCCGCCAGUAUGUAUCAAACUAUGGUGGCCAAUAUACAGAGCGACGGUACGAUGCAAGUGGUGACGCCGAUGGUUCAGGUGCCCAAGGUCGAGGCAGGAAACGGAGACACCACCAUCGAGGCUGUCACUAUACAGGGUCACCCGAUGACGAUGAUAAAUGCCGCUGGGGAACAUCAGGUUCUUCAAGUGAUAUCGUUAAAGGACGCCAACGUUCUGACAAAGGCCAUGCAGGCCGACAUUGUCAAGGACGAGGACAGUCAACAACAACAAACUGUAUCUAGCCCAGAAUAAACACGUUAAGUGUAAUCUAGUUAAUCCAAGAAAAAAAAAUCGCCCCGCACGUCACCUGCUGUCACAUGCUUGCUGUCAGUGCAUCGCGGUGACGUACGGAAGGGAUAAAUGUGUGAAAGAUCUAGUAACGAUUGGUGUUGUGUUUCCUUUUUCUCUUUGAGUCACUGUACUGUGUAGCGUGUCUUUUGCCGACUACGUCGUCGUUGAAACGGCGGUUAUAUCUGAAAGUGAGAACGGAUGAAUGAUGGAAACAUGAUUGAAUUUAGAAUUUAGUCGUAUUUGUACUCAAGAUACAUCAUAGACGCUUGAGGGUAUUCACUUGCAAUCCAAUUUCUCGGAUGUAGUAUUAAUUUUCAAAGAGGUCUAUCGUCGUGUCGGGUGAACGCGCGUCUGUGUUUACGGAGAUAAUUUAUGAUAAUUACCUAUCGCGCGCACCGUUUACCGGAAGGUCGAAAAAUCAUCGAUAUCUGCAUUUCCCGGUAUUGCGCGGCGUGUUAAGCACAUAUUUUCUAGUCUUAGAGCCAGGUUGAUGCAUGGGAAUUCACACACCAAAGACUUAUUUUUUAUUAAUUUGUUAACCUUUUCUACGGAAAGAAUUUAUACGAAAAUGUUUAUGCUUAAUUUCAUUAAUUAUUCUUAAAUUAAUCACGAAGCUCGAUUAUUUCCACGAUAGCAACAAAAAAUAAUUCAUUCAGUUUUGUUUAACGGCACAAGAUAAUUUUUUUCAAAUUUUAAUGGAGACACAAAGCUUUCCCGCGGGUGUCUAAAAGUUUAAACGAGAGAAACUACAAUUCUGUUGUAUUCCCAAAGAAAUUGGUCGUCUGUAAAGGAAUUUAUUUUUAAGGGGAAAAAAUAGAGUUCAGAGCCGAGUAAAUCGCAUGGUCAAUCUAUUCGAACGUUUGAGCUCGAAGUUCGAUCUGUUCGAAUUGUACGAGUAAAAAGAUUAUCAAGAUAACUUUCUUAUCACAAAGUUGUGUAACAAUAUAUAUAAUAAUACAGACGAUUUUUCUCAUUUAUCUUGACCACUUGGAAAUUUUUCUAAGUAGUCAAGAUAUGCAAAAAAAAAACAGGCUAGUACAUAUAAUAUAUAAAGGAUCGCGAUAGUAGAAAUAAUGACAAAAAGAAGAGUUAAGCAUUUCUGACGGGUACAAAUAGGAUAUAAGAUGUAUGUUUUUUCAAUAAUAUAGAAUAUAUGAAUUUUCAAUUUUAAUGCGCACCAACGAGAGGCGUGUGUCCAUAGUAUUAUUUUAUUCAGAAUUAUAUUGCACUACUUAUGUAUUUGCUUCGAUUAGCGUAAUCAUUAACGAACCGUCGUUUGAUUUUCAUCAACGAGGAAAAAAAAGAGAACUAGUAUAUAUAUAUAUAUAUAUUACAUUUGUAUGAAAGAUUACUUUAACGUUCUUGAUCUCGACGAUUAUAAAAUCACAACGUAUGUACUGAUUUUCUAAAGACGAGGGUAUUCGAUUGUAAAAACCAGAAUUCAUAUGUAUGUACUGUCCUUCAUUCCACUUGAAGGUAAUCAAAAGUAAUCGAUUCUAUUUUACAUUAAAUAAUCGAACUGUGUCAUGGUAUUUAAAAUCAUCGCCGCCCCCCCCCCUCCCCCAUUUUUAUAUAAUGUAUCUAAAGCGACGAAAAGUGUAUUUUUUGCGUGCAAUUUGUUUCAAUGUUACGAUGGCGAAAAGUAAGAUCAUUUUUACCUGAAGUAACUUUACUUUUCCAAUUGUGUGCAAUUCUAUUCUUUCAGCUUUUCUUUGUGUGUAAUCUACAUAUCUGUGUUAUAUAUAAAGCGAUUUAAUAGAAUAUUUUUCAGUUGUAACUGUUUAGCAUUAUCCAGUUGUAAAUUGGAUAAUGCAUAGCACGUUACACGCAUCGCAAAGCGCGACACUUGUCUCCGAGGAUCGUAACAUUGAAAGAACAAAUUGCCGUUGAAACCGUGUGUAAUAAUACUAAAGAGAUUUUUAUAACAUUAUAGGGGAAAAGUAGUUGAAAAAUUAGUGGUAAAUACUAUUAUAAAAACGUAUCAUAAUGACUAGAUACUAAUUGUUGCGUUUUUUUUUUAAAUAUCAGGGCCACUACAUUAAUGAUGUAAUAUAUCGGUACUCACUUGUAAGAUAAACAUGUUAUAUUUUCCCUCCGUUGUUUGUAACAAAGCACAUACCGAGCAUAAAUUAAGUUGGAUGUCAUUUGAAAAAGCAAGAAAAAAAAAUGUGUAUUACGACUUUAGAUAAUUAUAGACAUAUGUGUAUAUGACUUUGCUGAUGUGUAUCCCAGUCUCCAUGUCAUACAAUCUGUAAAUACGUCAUCGCGUGCAGUCUUUAAUUUUACCUCUACAUACUUCUCUAUUCCAAUUGUACGAGAUUAAAAGCGAUUAAUUAAUAUGGUUGUGCCAUAA